Messenger RNA from Solenopsis invicta (red fire ant), 1769 nucleotides. Its product is annotated as BCL-6 corepressor-like protein 1. The record is from RefSeq and is a predicted model, not a curated record. Bases 1 to 1401 code for a protein of 466 amino acids. The transcript has 2 exons. Lineage: Eukaryota; Metazoa; Arthropoda; Insecta; Hymenoptera; Formicidae.
AUGGCAACUGUAAUAAAUUUCUUUAAACAGCGACAGUGUCUCAUAGCAUUUUUGUGCCUCGGGAUUGCCCUUACAUCGUCAGCUAGUCGUAAAGAGGAGCUCGAAAAGGCCGCCGAGCUCGCAGUAGAAAAGGCGGCCGAAAGGGCGGCCGAGAGGGCAGUGGAAAAGGCUCUCGACAGUGGGAAUACCACGACAGAAUCCAAGAUUGUCCGCGAAUCUUACUCCAAUGUCAGAAAAGACAAUCCGUACAAGGAAAAGAAGGAGGAUGACGAUUACGACAGCGGCGGAUACGAACGGGUGGAUGAUGAAGUGGAAUCAGAAUCAGAAUCAGAAGAAGACGCGGAUGAUUGGAGCAGAUAUUCACGAGAUUCAGCGUUCGCGUCUCGACGUACGCUAAACAGAGACUUUCCUGCGUGGUCUAGCAAGAUUAAUUUCAAAGACCCGACCGAUACUUGGAAAAGAUUCCCGAGAAGCGAUUGGUCCCAAGAAAGUACGAGUUGGAAUAAACCCAUCGAGAAGGUCGUGACCAUAGAAAAGAAAGUGCCAGUACCCGUGACAAUUGAGAAGAAAAUUCCCUAUUCGGUCUACAAGCACAUUCCUUACGAGAUCAAAGUGCCCGUACCGCAGCCUUAUACGGUAGAGAAGAGGGUGCCUUACCCGGUCAAGGUCUACGUGAAUGUACCGGUCGAGGUAUUGGAGCCAUACCAAGUCGAGAAGCAAGUUCCUUACGAAGUGAAGGUCGACAAUCCCGUGCCGUACAAAGUCGAGGUGCCAGUACCGCAGCCGUACACGAUCGAAAAAAGAAUUCCAGUUGAGGUAAAAGUACCGAUACCGCAGCCAUUUACCAUCAACAAGCCGAUACCUUUUGAGGUCAAAGUACCGGUCAAGAUACCGACGCCGUACGAGGUCGAGAAGAAGGUGCCGGUACCGGUGAAGGUUUCCGUCGAUCGGCCGUAUCCGGUACCAGUGCCAAAACCGUAUCCGGUGGAGGUCACCAGACCGUAUCCCGUAGAAGUGCCUAAACCGUAUCCAGUAAAAAUAAAAGUACCUGUGGAGAAACCGUAUCUGGUACCGGUCGAGAGGCCAGUUCCAGUACCUGUCAAAAUACCGGAUCCUCAACCGUAUACCGUGGAAAAACCUGUACCAGUAGAAAUAGUGAAACCUUAUUCCGUUCCGAUUAAAGUACCCAUGGACAAGCCUUACGAGGUGCACGAGGCGAAGCCGGUGUUGGUUUCGGUGAAAAAGCCCUUCCCGUAUGUCGUGCAAGUGCCGAUACCCGUUAAGCUCGGUUGGAAAGAUCGAAAUGUCAAGGACAAGGAAGAUCUGUUGGAGAGCGAAAGCACCGAGACCAAACCAUUGUGGCGACCGCAAUGGUUUAAUCGCGAAUCAUUCAAUCGAUGAAACCGCAAACGUUUGUACUGUUCGCCGCAAACUGUUUAUCAUACUGACAUCGUGUACACGGAUAUUUUGCAUAAAAUCAUGAUAAGUACACUUUAUGUAAUUUAAAAAAGACUGAAUGUCUAUAAAAUAUAUAAAAAGUAAAUUAAUUAAAUUGUAUAAAUCAUAAUAAUUAACAAUUAUAGUGAAUUUCGAAAAAAGUAAAUUUCCAAAAAAAUGCUGCAAUUAUAUAAAAGAAAUUUCAAUUCUUAAUACAUAAAAUGCAAAUUAGUUUUGUCACGAUACAUAAUAUAAUUAUUUUAUAAAAAUUUUUUUUUAUUAACAAAAUAUAAUCACAUUUUUAUAUAUGUUUUAAUUAUUGUAUAUAAUAU